AUGGGAACCAAAAGCCAUCAGCUUCAUGUUGCUCUCUUCCCUUUCAUGGCUCAAGGCCACAUAAUCCCAUUCAUAGACAUGGCCAAACUGUUUGUUUCCAGAGGUCUCAAAGCAACAAUAAUCUCCACCCCUCUAGAUGCACCCUUCAUCCACACAAAAAUUGAAAAUUCAACUUCCCCAGUUCACAUUUUCACAAUCGAUUUGCCUACUUUAGAGGUUGGAUUGCCAGAAAAUUGCCAGAGCUUGCAUUUGGCCACUUCCCCUGAAAUGCAAAGAAAGUUUUUCAAAGCUGCAGGCUUGCUUGAGCCUCAGCUUGAGCAGUUCUUGCAGCAAAAUAGACCCAAUUGCCUUGUGGCUGACAUGUUCUUUCCUUGGGCUACAGAUGUGGCUUCUAAGUUUGGAAUUCCAACGCUCAUAUUCCAUGGAACCAGUGGUUUCUCCUUAUGUGCUACACUCUAUGAGAUUGAGCUGACAAGAAAGAAGCUGCCUGAUUUUGUUAGAGAUGGAGUUGAAAAUGACUUUUCAAGAUUGUAUGAUGAAGGUAAGAAAGUUGAGCAGAGGAGCUAUGGGGUUCUUGUUAACAGCUUUUAUGAGCUUGAACCUGCGUAUGCUGAUCAUUACACAAAUGUUCUGGGGAUCAAGGCUUGGCAUAUAGGCCCGCUUUGGAUAUGCAAUGAGGGGGCAAAAGAAGACAAAGUCUCUAUUGAUGAACAACAUGAGUGCAUAAAGUGGCUUGAUUCAAAGAAACCCAACUCAGUUGUUUAUGUCUGUUUUGGAAGCUUGUCCAAUUUUGUUGAUGCCCAGCUGCUUGAGAUUGCAAAGGCUCUUGAAUCUUCAGGGCAGCAAUUCAUUUGGGUUGUCAAGAAACAGAACAAUGAUCAAGAAAACCAACAAGAUUGGUUGCCUGAAGGAUUUGAAAAGAGAAUUGAAGGGAAGGGGCUGAUUAUAACAGGGUGGGCCCCCCAAGUGAAGAUUCUCUCACAUGAAGCAGUUGGGGGGUUUGUGACACAUUGUGGGUGGAACUCAACACUUGAAGCAGUGUGUGCUGGUGUGCCUAUGGCCACAUGGCCUGUGUUUGCAGAGCAGUUUUACAAUGAGAAGCUGAUCACACAAGUGCUUAGGAUUGGGGUUGGUGUUGGAGCCAAAGAGUGGAGUAGAGUGGCAGUGGAGAGUGUGAAGAGUGAUGCCAUAGAGAAGGCUGUGACAAGGACCAUGGUGGGUGAGGAAGCAGAGGAAAUGAGGAACAGAGCCAGGGGUUAUGCAGAGAUGGCAAGGAGGGCUGUUGAAGUGGGGGGGUCAUCUCACUCAAAUUUGAAUGCUUUGAUUGAAGAGUUAAGGUCUCAUGACAUUGUUAAUGAGUAG
Prunus armeniaca (apricot) is the source of this 1362-nucleotide messenger RNA. NCBI's taxonomy places the organism in Eukaryota, Viridiplantae, Streptophyta, Magnoliopsida, Rosales, Rosaceae. The record is from the annotation of a GenBank genome assembly.